AUGGCGCGAAUACUGACCCUGUCAUUACUGUCUAUCUACUUGACUACUUUUGCCGCAGCUGCCAGCAUCGUCUAUGUCACUGACCUAUCCAUCUUCACAUUACUCGCACCAUGCGCUCAAACGGCGAUCUCCUACAACAUCUUCUCCCAGACCUACUCAGCCUGCGGUGAAGCCCCAACCGACCUGCAAUCCUGCAUCUGCACCAAGAACAACAACUUCGCCGCCAUCUCGACCUCGAUAUCCAAUUCAAUCAGCUAUAGCUGUGGUUCCUCCGCCUCCGAUGACCAGACCAGCGCCGCGGCUGUCCUCAGCCAGUACUGUACCCCCGAAGCGACAGUAAACUUUCCGACCCCCACGGCCAACGUCGUCACCCAGUAUGCCACCGACAUUCCCGCCUUCUCCAACAUGGCGCCUUGCGCGCAGUCCGGCGUCUCCUACGCCAUCAGCUCGAUGUCGUCUCUCUGCCCGGAAGCCGCGAGUCUCAUGGCCCCUUGCAUCUGCUCGAAGAACGACAACUCGGCGCGCGUCAGCCGAUCCAUAGCGUCGCUCGUCCGGUACUCAUGCUCAAACGCAGCCGACGUCACGUCGGCCGGCGAGUUUUACAACGCGUACUGCGCCAUGAACAAGGGAACUACGGCCUUCCCUCAGCCCUCAGGGCCUCCGGGGGACAUGACGUACUACAUCACUGCUCUGUCGCAGUAUAGCUCGCUGGCUCCGUGUGCCCAGUCGGGCAUGUCGAACGCGAUGUACUCGCUCACGAGGUAUCUCUGCCCCGAGGGCCCGAAGGCGCUGGCGUCGUGCAUGUGUAUGAAGGACGGUGUGACGAAUUUGGUCACGAGUACUUUGACCUCAGAUAUCAAGUACUACUGCUCCUCCACCGCGUCGGAGGAUGUGUCUUCGGCGCUUGCUGUGAUGGAUUUCUACUGCAAGGCUGCCAAGGGCGAAGUUGUUGCCACUGUUGCUGAAUCCAUCGCGCAAACGUAUCCUACCGCGAAAGCCGGGACAGGGUCAGGGACCUCAGGCCCUCAACCUACUGGCACGGGGAACGACAGCUCGGAUGGCAGCUUGAGCGGCACUCUCAAGGAGUCCAAAGGACCCAGCAUCGGUUUGAUUGUUGGCGGUAUCGUUGCCAUGCUAGGGGCAAUCACAUUCGCCGGCCUCGUCGCGUUCAUGCUAUACCGACGCCGGAAGAGGGCUGCUCAACCCCGCUUCCCCAUUGCUUCGACCAUGGGCACGCCGCAGAUGACCGGCCCUCCCGAACUGGGCGGCACCAUGCUUUCCACCCUGCCCCCGAAAAGCCCGUCGGUGAGCAUGUCGCAGGUGAGCUCUCCGCCGCGACCAGACACCGUCUCCCCGGUCUCCGCGUACAGCUCCGCAUACGCCCCGCCCUCGAUGGGCGCGGAGCUGUCGGGAGAAGGAUACACGCCUCCGGUGCCCGAGAUGCCGGCGAACACGAACGGACAGCUACAGCCCGUCGGCCAGCAGAUGCCAUCCGAGCUGCAGGGCCAUGCUGGAAUGCAGUAUGGGCAGAGUCUGCCGUUGCCGCCCGAGCUUCAGGGCGGAGGCUACUUCAUGCCUCUAGGCCAGACCACGUUGGCCGAGGCUCACGGACAGCCGAUUCAUCAGAUGCCGAGCGGGCCGCAGCCGGCGUACCAAGCACCGGGACAGCAGCGGGCUGAGUUGCCGGGGAUGGGGUGGCAUGCCGGGUCGACGCCGGGGUUUUCCGAGCUUGAUUCGGGUACUGGUAGACGGUAG
Messenger RNA from Colletotrichum karsti, 1755 nucleotides. RefSeq lists its product as uncharacterized. The transcript has 4 exons. NCBI's taxonomy places the organism in Eukaryota, Fungi, Ascomycota, Sordariomycetes, Glomerellales, Glomerellaceae. The record is from RefSeq and is a predicted model, not a curated record. Bases 1 to 1755 code for a protein of 584 amino acids.